This is a messenger RNA of Rotaria sordida, 471 nucleotides long. The record is from the annotation of a GenBank genome assembly. NCBI's taxonomy places the organism in Eukaryota, Metazoa, Rotifera, Eurotatoria, Philodinida, Philodinidae.
AUGACCAGUAAUAUCCAUGAAUUUACAACUUUGCAAGAUCAAAUUGAAUAUUUAUUAAAUGGAAAUGUUGUAUUAGUUGCUAGUCCUAAUUUUUAUCAAGGUGCAUGGGUGCGAAUAAAUAAUGAAUGGUCGAAACUAUAUUCAUGGUGUAAUAAUGAUGAAAAAGAAGACUGUUUUGAUUGUGUACAAAUACGACAAAAUAGUAUAACAAAUACUAUCUAUCUUCAAAAUGUUUCAUGUAUUCAACAAUCUCAGUACAUAUGUGAAGUAAUAGAAAAUGCCAAUAAUAUUAAUGACGAACAAUUAGCACUUGCUCUUUCAUCUUCAGGUGAUGAUAGUUCAAAUAAAGACUUGAACAAUAUUCUAUUUUAUGGUGGUAUUGCUGCUGAUAUUAUUACACUAAUAAUCAUAACGAUCAUUUUAACAUCAUCAAAUGAUAAUCAUAGAGUUUUUCUAUUUGUUGUUGAUUGA